UACUCCAGACCACUCCAGACUCUUAUCUUAUAAGGUCUAUGGAUUUUACAUUGUUUUACAUACAUACAUUUUCUCUUGAAUCCAGAUUGGUUACCAAAAAUUAGAAGAAGAAGAAUACAAUUUCUUUCGAACUGUGUGCAACAAAUCGAACACGCUGUUUGUUUUUGAACAUAGUGGAAGCAAACUUCUCUCAUUAUCAGGACUAUCGUCGUCCUACGUCAUUCAGUGAGCGCACGAUAUCAUUCAAAAAUUAUCUCUUGCUACGUAGAGUAAGGCAUGUUUCGGAUACCAAAACCUACAAUGCCUACAUCCACCGCAACAACAAUUACAAAACGUCCCAAGCAGGCUCAAAGUUGCCUCUAUGCAUCCUAUGAAUGCAUGCAAUCCUGUUUGGAAGGAUAUUCGUAUUGUGCUAAACAUAUCCUUGAAGAUCCCAAUGCACCUUAUAAACCAUGUGCUUUUGUGUACAAUACUAAUGGGAGAAAGUGUCACAACCCUGCUCUAAAAUUGGACAGAAGAGAUGUCUCAUACUGUAGCGAACACUCUAGAAAAGCACAAAUUGCUCGGAUUAAAUCGACGUCGCGACGGUCACUGCCGGAAACACCCGAGAUGCUGCUACUUAAUUUAAGUCAUUACAUCAAGCCUGCUGAUUCUAGUACAGAAGCUACAGAAGAAGAAAAAGGAAAAGUCAAAGCUUUAGAUCCUUUUACCGAAGUUGAUGCUUACAGAGUAAAUGCAAGUGGAAGUGACAUCUUAGAUUAUGCCAGUUCAUCAGAGAGUGAUGUUGAACCUACAGUUGUCACUGAUACUUUGAGAGGAGUUUAUCUUGAUGAUAGCGACAAUGAGAGUUUACACAGUCCCCAAGAGGAUCCUUUGAAUAUCAAUUUUUUAAGGCAUGCUGGUGUCUUUACCGCAGAAGAGGUAAUUUAUAUUGCGAGGGAAAAACUGAUCAGACUCCAAUCUCUUUAUAUCGAUCAAUUUAGAAGACUUCAGUAUGUAUUAAAGGAAAAAAGACGAAAAUAUUUGCUUGCUCUGAAGAAGGAAAAGGAAACAUUAUGUAGCAUACACAAUCAAAAAAAGGAGACUGCGAAAGAGAAGAAGCUUUACGAAAAAUUGAAAGCUUUAAAUCGCUAUCACAGACGGAGCGGUGUUGAAGCAAUACUUUAUAGAAAAUCACUAGAACGUCGCGCACAAGUAACAGAGCCUCUUCAGAAGCCACCCAAUGUAUCGAAAUGUGUAUUCACCGAAGGUGGCGUGAAAUGUGGCGAGAGAACACUUCCGUCGGCUAAGCAUUGUCGUAAACACAUUUUGAAGGAUCAACAUCAAGUAUUAUUUAAAGCAUGCGGAGCUGUGCGAGCGGACAUCGAGUGUCAUGAGCCUGUGCCAGUAAUCUUUGAUUCCAACUGUGUGUUUCACAUGAACUUGCCAUCACCGUGCAAACUAGAGCCCACGAAGUUCGAGGAGGAGAAACCCAUAAAGCAAGAAAUAUUGAUGACCGACAAUCAAUCGAUGGAGAUCGACGUGGUGGGCGAGACGCAAGAAAUCGAUCCCGAUGACGAUAUGGCAGGACUAAUGAGGGAAAUGAACGAUUCCGCUAAUUUAAAACCUUCGUUUGCGAACGAGAGCUUAAACAGUGAGACCAGCACGGACACAGCAUUCAGUUUGUCGGCACAGAUGAGCGAUCGAGAUGAUUUCGUUACUGUAUGACCAAAUAUUCUUACAUGAUUUUUUUUAAAGUGGAAUUAUCUGUGCCGUUAUGUUGUCAUUGCGGCUUAUUAAAAAAAACUUCACGAUACACUCUGCUCUCAGGUAUUCUCAUCAAAAUAACAAUUUUCUAACUUGAUUACUGAAUGUGAUCUGAUCACGUAGACGCACACAUGUAGUAAUUUUACCUACAUGUGUAAUGAAAUUGUUUAAACUGAUUGUUAAUAUAUUUGUAUAUAAUCGGAGAAACAAAUAGAUAUAAAUGACUGUAUAAUUGCAAGAUUUUGUUAUAUAAUUACUUUAUUAUUUUGUAAAUUUAAUGCUUCUUUUGUGUAAAAAUGUGUAAAUUUCAGGGAAUGUAGGAAACAACUGUUUUUAUAAUUUUACUAUUAAUAUUUAUUUAAAUUAAAAAGAAACUUUCUAUUCUC
This is a messenger RNA of Solenopsis invicta (red fire ant), 2132 nucleotides long. RefSeq names its product KAT8 regulatory NSL complex subunit 2 (gene dgt1). The transcript is spliced from 10 exons. NCBI's taxonomy places the organism in Eukaryota, Metazoa, Arthropoda, Insecta, Hymenoptera, Formicidae. Bases 277 to 1707 code for a protein of 476 amino acids. Gene Ontology annotation, cellular component: NSL complex. The record is from RefSeq and is a predicted model, not a curated record.